GAGAGCAUGGCCGCAGGAGCGCUGCAGACUUGGUUUGGUUCCUCCACAUUGAUAACACAGCUUCUUGUGCGCUCUCGGUGAUGUUGCGGAGCCGCUCGUCAGGGGACAUUUAACCCGGAGAUUGUGUGCGUCUACGCAGAGAGGUUCAAUCUGCUGCGUGCGUUGUUGUUCGGCGCUCGGGCAGCUGCGGGUUCAGCCGGAGCUGAAGCUGCUGGUUUGAGUCUUCUUCUUUGAGGCUUCUUGGAAGACUCACACCGAACAGGAGGAGAGAUCCUGAGUUGGAGAGUGCGACGGCACAGGGACUGCUGCUCUCGUUAUCUCUUGGAACAUUCAUUAUUUGGCUGUUAUAUGUUUCCACCGCGUACACCUCCUGAAGAAAUUCAAGGCGAGUUGGAGAAACUGUUCGCUGCGCGGAGUUGAGCCGGCGGAAGAUUGUUCAUGCAGAAAUAUUGUGGAUUUCCAGCGUUUAUUCAGUUGUAGAACUGUUUUUCAUUCAAGCGAGUGAAGAGUGAGCGUUUGGUGCAAAGACCUUCAUCUGACAGUCAAAACGCAGAGUGAGCAAGAAAUCACUCUUAAAAAAAAAAAAGGAAGAUAUUUGAUUUUGUUAUAAACGCCGAGGAUGCAGCUACAUCUGUGCGGGAAUAACACGCGUUAAGUGGACUCUCAUCAUAACAUUUCACCUCCACAUCCAUCUGAAUCUCUAAACCUGAACCAGAGGACAAUCAAUUUGGCUUCGGCGGAGUUCCAGAGCAGAUAUGCCGCAGGUGGAAAUGAUCCCCCUCCUUAUCCUCAUCAUCGUGAUGUGUGUGUGCGGCCAGGACCUGGCGUCCAAGGUGGUGUCCGACCGCUACGCCGUCUACUGGAACCGGACCAACCCCAAGUUUUACCGGGGUGAUUACCACAUCGACGUCUGCAUCAACGACUACCUAGACGUCUACUGUCCGCACUACAUUGGCCCGGUCUCGGACGAUCGAGCAGAGCGCUACGUCCUGUACAUGGUGAACUACGACGGCUACAGCUCCUGUGACCACACCGCCAAGGGCUUCAAACGCUGGGAGUGCAACAGGCCUCUGUCGCCCAACGGACCGCUGAAGUUCUCAGAGAAGUUCCAGCUCUUUACUCCCUUCUCCUUAGGAUUUGAGUUUCGCCCCGGCAGAGAGUAUUAUUAUAUCUCCUCCAUCACUGACGACAAAGGAAGAAGGAGCUGCCUUCGACUCAAAGUCUUUGUCAGGCCUCAAAACAAUUGUGUGAAAGAGUCUGGGACCGUGCAGGAAGGGGUCGAUUUUGACGAUAACAGUCAGAACUCCCUAGAACCAAGAGACGGCAUCGGUCACGAGUCACCAGAGGCGGCUCGAAGGGAUGUGAACUCCGUUGACCGGCGCCAGACUUCAGUCCUCCUGCUCAGCUCCGCCCUCAUACUCUUGGCGGCCAUCUUGUCUUUAUAGCGCCCAGGCUGAGGAAUCCCCCAGGAAUGGACUGUCCUGAUUGGACCACAGACCGCCCUUACCCUGCAACCCCUCCCCUCAAGGAGCACUUUUACAAAAAAAAGAACACUGACAAUCUCUCCAUGUGAAAAGAGAGAGGAAGAGACUUCGACACUGAAGCCUUCGUUGUUUUUUGACUUGCCAACUAGAGUGAUUCUUGACUUUCUGCUGGGCGCUGAUGAUCGAGGCGCCCGAGGUUAAAGAGGCGUAGUCUCUUACCUGUUCUCCUCGCUACGGCUCACAGUAUGCAGAUAUUAAAGACAAGCACACAUACAUGCUUUCAAACACAUACACACACAGAACACAAACUACACAAUCAGUACACAGCUUGAAUGGCAAAGAAGCACAGCAGGAUCCCUCAAAGGUUUACAGACUUUUUACUUUUUUUUUGUGUUCAGGAAAACAUCACGUAACCCCCGACAUGUAACAUGAUUAUAUCUCACGUCAAAGUGGAAGAGGUUUUUGAAGAAGAUCCGGGAGCGGCGCAUCACGUACAGGCCAACGAAAGAGAAAACGAGAAGGAUGUUGUUGCUAGGAGAAGGUUACCAAGGGCGCGGGGGUACGGGGGGGGGGACUUUGAUGACUUCACCUUCCUCUCGGGUUAAAUAGAGUCGGAUGCAUCGUCUCACACUGACCCUUGUUGAGAGUUAAAAAAUGUAAAGCAGCACUCCUCUUUUAGUUUGUGGAUAGGGCCGAUUUAAUGAUCGAUUAAUGUCUUUGUUUUUUAAUAAAUCACCUAAUUGAAUCGUAGCAGCCAACACGGGUGUACAGUAAACUAUUUGAACGAGCGUAGAAGUGGAUACGGUAUUUUGCCAGGCAAAAUGUAUUUUCCUAUUUAUUGUGAAGUCCUCGUGCUUUUUUCUUUUAUGGUUUUAGUCUGUAAGUACAGUAGAAAGGCAAUAAAAACAAUACAGUUACCCAUUAAGUUAGUUCAUAUGACACAGCUUUUUUGAUACAAUCAUACGAAAACACUUCAGUUUAUGUAUCUGUUUGGAUUGAUCGCUGAUGAUUUAAUUGUUUUUAACAAAGUCCAGGAAGAAGAAAAAAAAAGUCUGAUGUGCUAUCAGGGUGUAGAGAUCGUAGAAUAUUUGUGUUUCGAUUUUGUCAUUAAAAAUGUCACCAAUGUAGUUUUACUAUUACACUAUUGCUUUUGUGAAUCACUGUCGUAACACAACUAUUGUAUAUAGAGACAAAUGUCCCACAAAGUUCAGGGAUGUGUCCAGGAUGUGAAGUAAAAAAAAAAGAAAAUGUUUUUUAAAUCAGGAGGGUUACUCCCUCGACUCAAGAUGUUUCAGUCAGCGAGUUACAGAGCAGGUGGUGGAGUGUGUGUGGGGCAGGGGGCGGUGUGUGAUGCACUUGCCCUCUUUGAUGUUGUGUAAAGUGGCGUCUGUACGGAAAAUACACCGGGGGAACCCUCAGCGGUUAUUUCUGGAAUUAAAAAAAAACAACCACUAGCAGAAAUGGAUUUAAACAGCAUGUGUCCCGGAACUGAGCUGGUGAACCUGAGAGGGGAAAGAGAAGGAGAGCAACACGUGAAGCUUUGUACUGAUAAUGAGAUCAAUAGUCAUGUUUUACCAGCAGGGACUAGAUAUAUUUACCUCAAAGCUCAGCUCAACAUUCGACGAUUGAAGAUCCCCAACAGUUUUUUACCCUUCCGAUUGUUAAAAUAGAAUCUAAAAUCUGCAUUUACAGGAGACGUUUCAUGUCUCUGACAGACAUGCUCCCUUUUACUCAACGCAGGUCACUCUGCUCCUUAAUUUAAAGCUACACGUUUGUGAUCCUUUUUCAAUCUGCCAAGCCUGACAAGUGCGCUGUGCAAUCGUAUAAAACUCCACAUCUUCAUUCUCCGUAUGCCUGCUUACCAAAGCUUUGCUCUGUGCACCAACGUCCAAGGUCCACGUGACCGCGCCUUUUUUUUUAAGCGAUGGACCUGUUUUCCCGACUGGCUCGCGUCUCUGAAGCGUCUAAUUCACUUUUGAAUGUAUAUAAAUGCCUGUAAUCUUAUCGACGGUUGACUUCAUGCAUUUCAUUUGUUACGGACUUUGUCUGAACACGUAUACAUAAGCUACUUUAUCGUGUUUGUAACUGAGAGAAGUGAUCAUAUGUGAUCACAGAUACUGUGUUUGAAUGCAGCCAAAUUUACAGCAUUAUUGUUCUCAAUUACACAUUUUUCUGUUUCUGCUGUGAGACGUCAGAAGUUGGGAAAUUUGAUCACGGCUCAUAAAUGCUACAUCUCGACCAGCAGUCUUUACCAACCUGCUAUUAUUUCAUCGCUAUGAUGUCUGAUUAAUGACAGCAGCUGUGAGAUCGGCUGUAUUGACAUUUAAAAUGAGCGAUCACAUAGAACGUUAGACCCCGACUGUCGCCUGAAGCCAUCGAAUAUCUGCGACCUCUGAUAAUGACAAUAUGACGAUGUGAAAAUACAGACGAUUGCCCAACCCCUAUGUUCCCCCUGUCACUCUCAGCAGCAGUGAUACCCUACACAUUGACUCCCUGCUGCAGUGUAGUUCUACCUCUGAAAAAGACCUGUAGUACCUGCUCACUGAGACGGUGCGAUGGACUGUUAGGACCGCUCUUAGGGAAGAAAAAUAAAUCUCAGACUAUCAUUAAAAUUGUCAUAUUGAGAAUGCUCGUGAUUAUAGUAAUACAUUAAUAAUUACAGUCAUAUCAGUAGAAUACAAUUACAAUUACAAUAAAAAGUAAUAGGAGAAUACAUCUCUCAGUUACACUUUUACGAGAACAAUAAUGAUAUCGAUAUCAAGGCUGAGAUAUGCCUCUGUAUAAAUAAUCUCAGAUUGCUUCAUUUGGUUUUCUCUAUUCUGUUUCACAGACAAAAACCUAAAGAACAUUCACGUGUCUCAGUGACAUCGAAAUCAAAACGUCAUUACAUCUGAGCUGAUGGUGGCGGGGAGAAAAGAACUGAGGGGGAUUAAACACAAUGCUUUCAGUUUGAGGACAUUUUGGCUCACAAGUUUAUGAUUUGGAGGAAUUAUUCAUUUAAGGAAAUUAAAGUAUUUUGAGUGUAAGAAUUACUCAGUUUUGGGAGAAAAUCUUUUUUUAUUUAAGGGCACAAAUUACCACAUUUAAAAAAGUAUUUCCUCCUCACACCCACCAGCCUCCAUGCGUUUUAGUCCAACGUUAAGAGUCAACUGUAACUGUAUCAUUGCCUCGAGCCACGCCACGAUGAGAAAACCAAUCAGUUAGUUUUGUGGAUACUGUGUAUCCAACAAUUAGUCUGUUGUAACAUACAGUGUUAGAUACGUUCUCUUUUUUCACACCACUUUUGAAGGGCACAUUAAUGUUCUUAGCAAGAAAAAAAUAUUCAAUGUUUGAUAUAAAAAAAAUGCUUCGUUUCAUUUUAUAUGUCUUUUAUAUGAAACAAAAAAAAACAGGAUCAACAUUACACCUUCUCUCUGUAAAUGUGUUUUACGAACAUGGCACAUAUCAUGCAGUGUGGUCGGGUUACGAUCAUGGAUCAAUGGGUCUGAAGAAAGAACAGAUAUGUUUUCUAAGAGCUAGAAUAUCUCUUUUCCCUCCACAAAUCCCUCUUGUUCAUUGUAUUGUUGCAACAGAAGUGUCUUUAAAAGGUGCAGGAUGUUCUUUGUGUCUACUUGUGGUCUUUCGAUAAUCUUCACCUCCAGCUGUUGCCGAGACAAGCUGUGGUUUAGAUCGCUGCGUCGCAGGACUCAGGAGACCCGAUUGGCUUUUAUUGGCGUAGAAAGUUCAAUGUGUUUGUUUGUUUGAGAGGAAGUCUGUUAUCCACCUCAAAUUUUGAUGUUCCGUGUUCUAUUGAGCAAACUGUGCUAAAAGGAGGGCGAGUAAUGUGAUCUAAGGACUUCUUCUUCACCUGGUUUUGGUGCCAUGUAGCCUGAAGCUAAUCCCACUGUGUCCCUGGUUUGCAGCAUCUGUUUUUCAUCCUCUGUAUCUUAAAAAAAAAAAGGAUGUGUGCUUUUGUCAGUGCAUCUAGCAUUGGGAAGGUUUUUUUUACUUUAGCCAUGUAACACAUUAUGUAAUAACUCGACAAAAUGUAAUUCAUUUCACGUCAUUAUGUAACAACACCCGCAUUUUGUAACAAUAUGCUGCAUUUUGUAAUAAACAGCUUGAACGCAAUAUGUAAUACAAUACAUAGUGCAAUGGUUAUUUCAAGAUAUUUAUGAAGGCCAAGGCCGGAGAUAUACUUGCUUUCCGUUCGCAUGCACAUGACCCUGCCUUGCCUGUAUCUUUUGAAAUUCAUUUUGAGUCGGUAUGAAUCCUGCUUGAAUGCAUAAAAUAAAUAUUGUUGUAAUGUUAUAAAAAAAAUAUUAUGAAUUAA
Cottoperca gobio is the source of this 5796-nucleotide messenger RNA. Its product is annotated as ephrin-A5-like. Gene Ontology annotation, biological process: ephrin receptor signaling pathway; regulation of cell-cell adhesion; regulation of actin cytoskeleton organization. Gene Ontology annotation, cellular component: external side of plasma membrane; plasma membrane. Gene Ontology annotation, molecular function: ephrin receptor binding. The coding region runs from base 756 to 1445 and encodes 229 amino acids. Lineage: Eukaryota; Metazoa; Chordata; Actinopteri; Perciformes; Bovichtidae. The transcript has 5 exons. The record is from RefSeq and is a predicted model, not a curated record.